AUGCGCUUGGAUUUUCAGAGAAAAUUACUUUCCCACACAGAACGUGUGAAGGCGGUCGAUUUUCACCCCACGGAGCCUUGGGUCCUGGCUUCGCAUUAUAAUGGACAGGUUGCCAUUUGGAAUUAUGCAACUCAGUCUCUCGUUCGAAGUUUUGAAAUUAAUGAUGUUCCAAUCCGCUCAUGCUUGUUUAUAGCUAGAAAAGGUUGGUUCGUUUGCGGUAGCGAUGACUUUCAGCUUCGUGUAUACAAUUACAAUACUGGCGAAAAGGUAACUCAAUUCGAGGCUCAUCCUGAUUACAUUCGGGCGCUGGCCGUCCAUCCUACUCAGCCAUUUGUCCUUUCUUGCUCCGAUGAUACAAAAAUAAAGGCAUUUAACUGGGAGAAAAAUUGGAAAUGCGUUCAGACUUUUGAAGGUCAUUCUCGCUAUGUCAUGAGUCUCGCCAUCAAUCCUAAAGAUACAAACACCUUUGCUUCUUGCUGCCUCGACGGAACCGUGAAAGUUUGGAAUUUUGGCUCUCCCGUUGCCAAUUUUACCUUACAAGCACACGAUCGUGUUGUCAACUAUGUAAGCUAUUACCCUGCUGGCGAUAAACCAUAUUUAGUUACUUCAGGAGAUGAUAGGCUGAUUAAGAUAUGGGAUUACCAGACCAAGGCUUGUGUACGCGUCCUCGAGGGACACACAAACAAUGUAUCUUUUGCUGCUUUCCAUCCCAAGUUCCCUCUCAUCAUUUCAGGAGGUGAAGAUGGCACUGUCAAAAUCUGGCAUACUCUUUCUUAUUCACUCAUUAAAUCCUACAACUUCUCUUUAGAUCGUGCUUGGUGUAUAACACAACAUAAGGAGAACGGCUUGAUCUCGAUAGGUUUUGAUAAUGGAAUUAUUACAUUCUCUUUGGGCCGUGAUGAGCCCUCUGUCACAAUGGACACUUCCGGUAAAAUUGUUUGGUGCGACUAUAACGAAGUCAUGUCUGCUAUGAUUCGCCCCGUAAAAGAACAAGUUGAGUUAAGUGAAGGCUCCCCCGUGGCUCUCUCCGUCAAAGAACUUGGUACUACCGAGUUAUAUCCUGCAACCCUCAAGCAUUCUCCAAAUGGUCGUUUCGUCUCCGUUUGUGGAAAUGGCGAUUAUAUUAUUUAUACUGCCCUUGCUUGGCGUAAUAAAGCUUACGGUAAAGCUUUGGAUUUUGCUUGGGGUUAUGAUUCUAAUGUUUAUGCCACUCGUGUCUCUGAUCGCUCUAUUGAGAUUUUCAAAAAUUCCAAACGCAGCUCCGUCUUAGAUUUGUCUUAUCCUUGUGACACCAUUUUUGGUGGUUUUUUGUUGGGUGUUGCCGGCUCCGAUUUUAUUUGCUUUUAUGAUUGGGAAACUCAUGCUUUAGCUAGAAAGAUUGACGUGAAACCUCGUAAUGUUUAUUGGGAUCCUGAGCACCGUUAUGUCAUUUUGGCUUGUUCUAACGAACUGUAUCUAUUGAAUUUCAAAUCUGAAGUUUUCUACGAUGCUGUUGCUAACAAUGUUGCUGAUGAAGAAGAGGGUGUAGCUGAUUCUUUUGAGGCUCUUGCUGAUGUCCCUGACAGUGUAGUCAAUGGUGAGUGGAUUAAUGACACAUUCAUUUAUACCACCAACAAUGCUCGCUUAAACUACCUGAUUGGUGAUCAAACCUACAAAAUUGCAAAUGUUGAGCACAGCUUCUAUUUACUGGGUUAUGUCGCUCGUGACGCUCGUAUUUACUUGACAGACCGUGAUAUGAACGUCGUUAGUUACUCCUUCAACCUAGCGACUGUUCGGUAUCAAUCAUUUGUAUUAGCGGGAGAAUUGGAAAAUGCUCGUAACAUGCUUGAAAACAUCCCCGAAGCCGACCGUGAGCAUCUUUCAGACUUUUUGGCCAAACAAGGGUAUAAGGAGGCUGCCUUGGAGCUUUCUUCCGAUAAUGUUCAAAGGUUUGAGCUUGCUAUUGAAGCCAAGCGAUUGGACAUUGCUGCUGAACUUGCUAGGUCAUUUAACGACUCGUUGAAAUGGCGUGCACUUGGAGAUGCAGCUCUGAAUGCAUGGGAUUUUGCACUUGCUCAGGAAAGUUUCGAAAAGGCUCAAGAUUAUGGAUCUCUUUUAUUGUUGUAUACUUCCAGCAAUAAUCAAGAAGGACUUAAAGAACUUUCGAAGCUCACAAGUGAAUUAGGAAUCAGCAACACUAGUUUUAUCUGUUCAUGGCUAACCAAUCAGCCAGAAAAGUGCUUGGAUGUUUUACGCUCGAGUCAAAGAUAUGCCGAAGCAAGCUUGUUUGCAAGUACGUUUAAGCCUGAAGAAGUUCAGAAUGCAUUGCCAGAAUGGAAAUCUGACUUGGUAGCAAAGCACAAGGAACGUAUUGCUGAAGCUCUUGAUGACUUGGAAAUCAAAGAUUAA
Messenger RNA from Schizosaccharomyces osmophilus, 2388 nucleotides. It is a transcript of the gene sec27, whose product is annotated as coatomer beta' subunit. The coding region runs from base 1 to 2388 and encodes 795 amino acids. Gene Ontology annotation, cellular component: COPI vesicle coat. The record is from RefSeq and is a predicted model, not a curated record. Gene Ontology annotation, biological process: retrograde vesicle-mediated transport, Golgi to endoplasmic reticulum; endoplasmic reticulum to Golgi vesicle-mediated transport; intracellular protein transport. The transcript is spliced from 2 exons. Gene Ontology annotation, molecular function: structural molecule activity; protein binding. Lineage: Eukaryota; Fungi; Ascomycota; Schizosaccharomycetes; Schizosaccharomycetales; Schizosaccharomycetaceae.